Messenger RNA from Ostrinia furnacalis (Asian corn borer), 1690 nucleotides. RefSeq names its product Acetyl-CoA acetyltransferase 1 (gene Acat1). Gene Ontology annotation, cellular component: mitochondrion. Bases 176 to 1453 code for a protein of 425 amino acids. The record is from RefSeq and is a predicted model, not a curated record. Gene Ontology annotation, biological process: fatty acid beta-oxidation. Lineage: Eukaryota; Metazoa; Arthropoda; Insecta; Lepidoptera; Crambidae. Gene Ontology annotation, molecular function: acetyl-CoA C-acetyltransferase activity. The transcript is spliced from 4 exons.
CCUUUAUGUAUAUCGGAAUUAGGGUGUAUUUGCAACAUUUAUCAAGCAAUAUCUGUAGAGAUAAUUAUAUGUAAAUACAUUUUUAUUUUUACAAAGAUAAAGUAUCAUUCGCGGCCAGUUGUAAUCAUUUCAUUUUACUUUUAGUUGCUUGUAGACGUUAUCAUAAGCAUUCAAAAUGAUCUUAUUGAAAGGAAGUAGCUUAUUUAGCAUCAAAAUGCACCCAGUUCUGAACAAGCAAUUUCUCAAAGUGAUGGCGGCGGCAUAUUCUUCAAAAGUUUCCCUCAACGAUGUGGUGAUAGCCUCUGCUGUCAGAACUCCAAUUGGAUCCUUCAGGGGAAGCCUGGCAACGAUGUCAGCUUCAGAGCUUGGCGCCGUGGCUGUAAAGGCAGCCGUCGAAAGAGCCGGCAUUCCUAAGGAAGAAAUUAAAGAGGUGUACAUAGGCAAUGUUUGCUCCGCAAGUAUGGGUCAAGCUCCAGCAAGACAAGCAGUUAUUUUUGCUGGACUUCCCAAGAGUACAGUCUGUACAACUGUGAACAAGGUGUGUGCAUCAGGCAUGAAGUCUGUCAUGCUUGCUGCACAAGGACUACAGACCGGCGACCAAGAUGUAAUUCUAGCUGGCGGUAUGGAAUCUAUGUCAAACGUCCCCUUCUAUCUAAAACGUGGUGAAACCACAUAUGGAGGCAUGCAGCUGGUCGAUGGAAUAGUAUUUGAUGGCCUCACAGAUGUCUACAACAAAUUCCAUAUGGGUAAUUGUGCCGAAAAUACAGCCAAAAAAUUGGAAAUUUCAAGACAACAACAAGAUGAUUAUGCUAUUUCUAGUUAUAAGAGGAGUGCUGCUGCAUAUGAAAUCAAAGCUUUUGCUGAUGAACUUGUACCAGUUCCAGUGCCCCAGAAACGAGGAGCCCCACCAAUUAUCUUUGCUGAAGAUGAAGAGUACAAAAGGGUGAAUUUUGAAAAGUUUAAUAAGUUGGCCACAGUUUUCCAAAGGGAAAAUGGUACAGUAACGGCUGGUAAUGCCUCUACUUUAAAUGACGGGGCUGCAGCUCUUGUCCUGAUGACAGCCCAAGCAGCAGAAAGACUGAAUGUAAAGCCUAUUGCCAGGGUUGUAGGAUUUGCUGAUGGAGAAUGUGACCCCAUUGAUUUCCCUAUCGCCCCGGCUGUUGCCAUUCCAAAACUUUUGCAAAAGACUGGAGUUAAGAAAGACGAUGUAGCCCUUUGGGAAAUUAAUGAAGCCUUCAGUGUUGUGGCUGUUGCAAAUCAAAAGAUACUGGAAUUAGAUCCCUCCAAAGUAAAUGUUCAUGGAGGAGCUGUGAGCAUUGGCCACCCUAUUGGCAUGUCAGGUGCCCGUCUUGUGGUACACUUAUGCCAUGCUCUGAAGAAGGGAGAGAAGGGAGUGGCCUCUAUUUGUAAUGGUGGAGGUGGUGCAUCAUCCAUUAUGAUUGAAAAAUUGUAAGUUGGCUAUUCAUUGAUGGAUUGGCUGUUCAAUAACAAUUGUAUAACUGCUACUUGUGCCUUUAUAAGAUGAUUUGCUUUAUUGUGGUAGUCACUACUGUAUGACAGUAACAAUUUUGUUUGUGUGAAUAGAUGAAGUUUAUACCUUUUGAGUGUAAUAUGUUUUUAUGACUUUGUUAUUGAUUUAGUAUUUUAUGGAACAAUCUUUAUCACCUGUAAAUAUGUAUGAAAUGUAACU